AUGUUGACGGUGUACUCGAGAUCGUACGUCCAUCAGGAUACAACGCAUCAGCAGCUACUCAUGAAUUCUCAGCAAGGCUUCAAUAGCCUCAUGCGGAAAGCCAUCGCACAUGCUCCAGUCUACCUCGAAGUAUCCCAGUCCAAAGAAGGCGACAACACGAAAUACCGCAUCGACCAGAAGACGACCGCAAACAUCCCCGCUGUCAACGAAGAAUGGAUUACCGAUUGGCAAAUGCGGGAGUCGAAGGAUCCGGUGAUGGGCCGUGUGAAGGCUAAGGCAAAGUGGUCUAAGCCUGGCGAUGUUUAUGAUGGCGACUUCUUUGCCGGAGGGUGGUUAGAUGAGGGUGUGGAGCAGGUGGAGGCGUAUGUUGAGAGCGCCAAGGCGGGUUGGACUGCUCAUCAGAUCUGGGGAUUUGAGAAGAUCAAAGAGCAGCGCAUGUUCGUUCGCCGUGUCGUUGUAAAGAAGGAAGGAAAGCAGGAGAAGGUGAAGCUUGUGUAUGAUUACCAGAACUGA
Saxophila tyrrhenica is the source of this 513-nucleotide messenger RNA. RefSeq lists its product as uncharacterized. The transcript has 2 exons. Lineage: Eukaryota; Fungi; Ascomycota; Dothideomycetes; Mycosphaerellales; Extremaceae. Bases 1 to 513 code for a protein of 170 amino acids. The record is from RefSeq and is a predicted model, not a curated record.